Messenger RNA from Aphanomyces astaci, 2408 nucleotides. RefSeq lists its product as hypothetical. The transcript has 4 exons. Bases 1 to 1842 code for a protein of 613 amino acids. NCBI's taxonomy places the organism in Eukaryota, Oomycota, Saprolegniomycetes, Saprolegniales, Verrucalvaceae. The record is from RefSeq and is a predicted model, not a curated record.
AUGCGGACCCACGACGACGCACUGAGGCAAUGCGCGGCAGACAUGCAGACGCCGACAAAGGUGCUUAGCUCCGUGUCCUUGGUCCUCGGCAUUGCAGCAACCUUCUUCCGCAUGUGGAAGUACCGCCAAAGCUCCAUUCCGACGACCUCUUCAAUCAUGACGCUCACAUGCGCGUUUGCGAGUGUCACAUCGCUUGCGAUGCUUCUGAACUCGUGGGGCAAUGAUUCAAGCGGUGGCGAUCCGUCGUCUUACUGCCGCGUGAAAGGCCUGCUCUUCCACGCGACUGCGACGUGCAUGCUGUGGCAAUGGGUGUUCCACGCUGCUGCUUUGCACAUGGUACUCGUCCGUAAGAUGUCGCAGGAGCACUUGUCCGAGCUCCUGUCGUCGUACGUGGUGGUGCUGGUCGUGCCAAGUCUGUUCGUGUCGGUCGCGUUGUCGAAGAACGACUUCGGGCUGGACGCCGCCAUGUCCUUUUGCUGGAUUCCCCACGGCAUGCAUCGACUCGCGUACUUCUACUCGCAACUCGUCGUCGGCAUCCUCAUCUUCGUGUUGGUCAUGCCAUCCGUACUCGUCCGGAUCAUCAUCCAGGUCGAGGCCCGUCCUUUGCUCAUGGACGCGGCGGGGGUGCUGUACCUGGGUCUGUCCUUUCUCGUGCUGUCGUGGGGUGCGCUCAACGCCGUCAGUCCCAUCCGCACCACCGUCUACUCUUCGUGUGCACUCCACCACCUCCUCUGGUCCUCCUCUGGCACCGUCGUGUCCCUCCUGGCCCUGCUUCCGUCGCUCCUCCAUGACAACAGCUCCAUUCUCACAAAGGUAGAACGUCACGACGCUAUCCAUCCCCCACUACCAUCCUCGUCGUCCGCUCCUACUUCCAGAGUCCCCUCGUCCACCACGACGCCGCAUGUCUAUCUUGUGUCUUCAGGAGGGAUUCCAUUGCAUAAGUCGUCACCUACCAUCAUCAAGCUGGUAUCUUCGUCGUCAGGUCGUGCCCCAUCAUCCCGAUUCCCAGACAUCCACCAUCACCAUUAUACCACCGCCGCCGCCGCCCUGCCGCCGUCAUCGUUUCCUUCUAGACUUCCUUCGCAUCCUUAUCAUCAUGACUUGUGCCAGUCGGCGUGCAAUUCUGUAUGCGGCACGGCGCUAAGCGUCCCGCCCGAUACAUUGGCGCGGCGCGACCACGCGGCCGCCAUGGACGCGUACACGCACAUGCUGCUGGGGUACGUUCGGGAGCAGCUGCAGGACGAAGGGUAUGACGUUAGCUCCCGGCACAUGAGCACGUUUCUAUCGACAUUGGAGCGCUCCAUCCUCCCGACGUCCACGGAUAUACAUCAUCAUCAGUCUAUGGUCGUCACGGAUUCAAAGGUCAAGCUCAACCAAAUGCUGGAAGAGUACCGCCGAGAUAACCACGCGUCGUUUGUCCAUGGAGACGGGGAUGAGAAUGGGGAUGGGGAUCGGAAGAUGGGGAUCGACAUGGAUGUGGACCAGCGGCUGAAUCAAGCGAUGGAGCGACUGCAUCGAGAGCUGCCGUCGACGCGCGGCAUGGCGGCGGUAGAUGUGGAUGUGAAGGUGGCCAAGUCUGUCUUUGACCAGCAUGGAAGCAGCUCCCAUCAAGGAAGCAUGCCGCCGGUGUGCACGAAUGGGAGCUUUGCCGGCAGUGUCGACCUCGACAUGCUCCUCGCCGCGGCCAAGGCCAAAUAUGCCGCAACGAGCAGUCACCUGGAUGACGACGAGUAUGACGACGAGAGCGACGUCGAUGACGAAGAGGAGGACGAGGACGACUUGGACGCGCAAAUGGAAGCCGCGAGGGCGAGAUGGCGCGCCGCGGAAGAACGAGCACAGUAAAGCAGCGUUUUGAUUCCAUGCGAACAAGGCAAUAUGAGGAUGGGUGGGGGGUUGAUCCAAUGGAGAUGUGUCUCCAUCGGAAGCAACGGUGUAAUACAUGUUAAACCCAAUGAAGUCUACACACUCGUUUUCUUGUACGUCGUCGAUGGCGGUGGCAGCAGGCAAUUCCCCGCGGUCGCUUUUGGAACUCAUUCGUGUCCGCUUGAUAUGGGGACCAGUGUUGUUGUUCUCGGUGGAAUCGUUUCGUUCAGCUUCCAACUUGCUGAACAUGGCCGAUAUAUCGUCCACGUGGCGGCUGUCGGCAUCAUCGUCGCGACUGGACUUGGACGAACGAGAUCGCUUCCGAGAUUGUUGUUGCGACGAGUCUUGCGCCGCAUGAUGAUGGGGUUGCUCCAAAGCAGAGAAAAGGGAGCUGACGUCGUCCACAUUCGACGCAUCUUGGUCAAAGGACUCAUAUAUGAUGUUCAUCUUCAGGAAGUCCUGGCUCGACGGCAUUCUCCAUGCCGGCAAGGCCGAGUCGGCGGCAGUUGUCAUGAGAUCUGCCAAGGAACGAUGGAUUUCGACUG